Messenger RNA from Platichthys flesus (European flounder), 4176 nucleotides. It is a transcript of the gene myorg, whose product is annotated as myogenesis regulating glycosidase (putative). The transcript has 3 exons. Gene Ontology annotation, molecular function: hydrolase activity, hydrolyzing O-glycosyl compounds. Bases 197 to 2251 code for a protein of 684 amino acids. NCBI's taxonomy places the organism in Eukaryota, Metazoa, Chordata, Actinopteri, Pleuronectiformes, Pleuronectidae. The record is from RefSeq and is a predicted model, not a curated record. Gene Ontology annotation, biological process: skeletal muscle fiber development; carbohydrate metabolic process.
CUUCCCUCGGUUCUUUUCUGGGAACUGAGGCAAACAAGCUGAGAGGAGCCGCUGCUGCUGCUGCUGCUGCUGCUGCUCGACAGGAGAACAGACAUAACAGCGGGGGCCAGAGUGCAACAAAAGAGUCUCCCUGGAAAACAUUUACAUGGUCUGUAGAAAAUUAACUCUCGGAUUUGGCCGCUGAGCAGCACAAGUCAUGUACCAAGUGGUGCCAGGAGGAGCUGGGGGCACAAUUACAGAUGUUAUCCCCAAGCAGAAACACAGCAAGGACACUCGACCCUUAGUCGGGGCUGGCGUAAUCGGCCUGGUGCUGGUAAUUGCAGCAGUGACUGCGUGGUGUUAUUACAUCGCCUCUGUACGCAAAGCUGAGCUGCUUAAGACUCAGCUGCUGGAUCUGAAUAAAGAUGGCUACAUUAUCCGCAACCAGGGAGGCUCCAUUGUUUUCAGAAUGGAUUUCAGGUCAGGGACCCUGGAUUUGGACUCCUGCUCUAAAGACCGUGAGAUGCUGAGUUGUGGACGUACCACUGAUAGGAAACUAAACUUCUUCAUUGAGACAGUACAACCUAAGGACACGGUACAGUGCUACCGUGUGCGUUGGGAGGAGCUGGUUCCUGACAUUCCUGUUGAGCAUGCCAUGACUUACAAGUUUGCACAUUGGUAUGGUGGUGCUGUGUCAGCAAUUCAGCACUGGCCCAUUUCUAUUUCUGGCCAACAAGCUCCCAAACCGUUUGUUACUAGUGACAUCUACGCAAACCGCAAUGAAUUUGGUGGUAUCUUAGAGAGUUAUUGGCUUUCGUCCAAUGCUACAGCCAUCAAGAUCAAUAACUCUGUGCCCUUUCACCUGGGCUGGAACGAGACAGAGAAGACCAUGUCCUUCCAGGCCCGGUACAAUGACAGUCCCUUCAAGCCGAACCCAGGGGAGGCUCCGUGUGCUGAGCUUAGCUACAGAGUCUGUGUGGGCUUGGAUGUGACGUCCAUGCACAAGUACAUGGUCCGCAGGUACUUCAACAAGCCAAACAAAGUGCCAGCCAAAGCCAUGUUUCGCCAUCCAAUUUGGUCAACUUGGGCACUACAUAAGACUAAGAUAGACCAAGAGAAACUCUUGGAGUAUGCUGCCAACAUUCGAAAGCAUAACUUCAAUUGUAGCCACCUGGAACUAGACGACCGCUACUCCAGCCGCUACGGGGAAUUUGAGUUUGACACAACAAAGUUCCCCAAUGCCUCAUCCAUGUUUCAAAAGCUGAAAUCAGAUGGAUUUCUAGUGUCACUUUGGAUCCACCCUUUUGUGAACUAUGACUCCGACAACUUCCACACUUGUGUAGAGAGGAGCCUGUUUGUAAUGGAGCCAACAGGACGUCUACCAGCUUUGGUGAAGUGGUGGAAUGGCAUCGGCGGCAUUUUGGAUUUCACUAAUCCAGAGGCCCGUGAUUGGUUUUCCUCCCAGCUCCGCUCACUGCGCUCCAGGUAUGGGGUGACAUCUUUUAAAUUCGAUGCAGGGGAGACAAACUACUUACCAUGGAAAUUUAGCACAAGAACUCCUAUUCGAGACCCAAGUUUCUUCACUAGACGUUACACGGAAAUGGCUAUUCCCUAUAAUGAUAGAGCUGAGCUGCGGAGUGGUUACCAGUCCCAGAACAUUUCCUGCUUCUUCAGACCAAUUGAUCGAGAUUCUGUGUGGGGCUAUGAGUUGGGUCUCAAGUCUCUCAUCCCCACAGUGCUCACCAUUAGCAUUCUCGGCUAUCAGUUCAUUCUACCGGACAUGAUUGGAGGCAAUGCCUAUUUGAACCGCACAGAAGGAAGUCGCAUAUUACCCGAUCGAGAACUCUAUAUCCGCUGGCUGGAGCUGUCGGCCUUCAUGCCCUCCAUGCAGUUUUCUAUUCCGCCAUGGGCAUAUGACAGUGAGGUGGUUGAAAUUGCACGGAAAUACACAGCUCUCCAUGAAAGUCUUGUGGCACCACGGGUCCUUGAGCUUGCUGGUGAGGUGCUGGACACUGGAGACCCAAUCAUACGGCCCCUGUGGUGGAUUGCCACAGGUGAUGAGACAGCCUAUAAAAUCGACUCCCAGUUCCUGAUUGGGGAUGACCUCAUGGUAGCCCCAGUUUUAGAGCCCGGGAAGCAAGAGCGUGACAUCUACCUCCCUGCUGGCCGCUGGAGAAGCUACAAGGGGGAGAGAUUUGAUAUCAAGGAGCCACUGCACCUCACAGACUAUCCAGUAGACCUGGAUGAAAUAGCUUACUUUGUUUGGGUGUAGCAAAAAGGGAAUGCAAAGCUGUAAAGUAAGGAUGCAUUGCAGUAAGUGUGUAUAAUGCUUCUUAAUACGCAACUUUUCAUUUUUACAAGGAAGGACAUGUUAUUUAAUCUUUUUAAAGUUACAUAUUUCGAGCUUUGAAGGUAUUUUAUAUCAUGUAUGUGAAACAUUUGUCAAAAAGGGAAUGUACGCACACAGGGAUUUGAUUAAGGCACAAUUGCAAUGGUAGACCAUAAAGAUUUGGAAUGUCACAGUACUUUGUUAGUAGUUAAUUAGUCAGUCCAUAACUUUAGGACACUCCUCUAAAACUGUCAGAUGACUAUGCACUUUCUUGUGACAACAGCAACACACUCACAAACAUUGAAGUUGUUUGGAUGAGUGUUUGUAGAGAAAAUAGAAAUAUAGAAAUACAGAGAUACAACGAUACUUUUAAGUGAACAAGUUGUAUGAUGCAAGGUUGAUAUAAGCAUUUCAUUAUUGUCAUAAGGCCACUUUGCCUUUGACACUAAUGAAUUUGUACUAAUUUGCUUCAACACACUUUUCAGGAAGUUGGGUUUAAUGUUUCAAUUUUUUCAGCAUGAACGCUUGAAAGUUAAUCACUACAAAUUGCAUGUGCUUUGUGUGUAACGCAGUGUCAUGUAACGUCACUUAGCUCAGAAGAAACUUCCUUUUAUUAAGCACUAAAUACUUAAUGCUCUUCCUCAGGUAACUGUUUUCUCAGGCUGGAGUGUGUUUAAUGUUCAGAGAAAACAAAGCACACAUGCAGGUUACUGAUACUAAUGAUGUCUAAACAUUCACACGUCUACAAGAUAAUGAGCAGCGCUUAGCUUUUUUAAAUUCUCAAACAUAAUAAGCUAAAUAAUAAUGGUUGGUUCUUUUUAUAUCCAGAGUUAUUUUACAGUGUGGAAGUCCAUAUAAAUAAUGGAUUUAGCCAAGUUAAAUGGUACAGUGUGUUUUGUCUUUGUGAUUGUUAAUGUGAAUAUUUUGUCACUGCAGUGACUCAAGUGCCAUGUGUUAAAAAUGAACUGCCAAGUAAUCUAUAUGAUUUUUGAUAUGCUAUACAUUUAUUCUUGUUUCACUGUUGCAUACAAUUCUUCAUUUAUAUUAUUAUUAUUGGUGCGUAACCCUUUAACCACACCUCCUAACUUUGUCUUAACAUUUUCCUCAUAUACCAAAUGAAAAGAUUAACUACAUUGAUAAAAUCAUGUACUCUUGAAAUCGACAGAUCAAACUGAUGUGUGUGACUGGGUGACAGCAAUUCGAAUAUAAUUUUAAUACGUAUUAAUAUCAUAAUCAUCAAUUUCUUAUUGUAUAUGAUUUUAAAUCAUGCGACUAACUUUUAAUUUUUUUUGGAUGAUAUCCAUUUUGUACUUUCUUUGUUUGUUGGGAGCUUUUUAAUUAAGAUUAUUUCUUCUGAGUUUUCAAGUUGCAAUGAAAACAAUUAUUGUGUAUUUGUGAAUUAAGGAAAAUGAAACGUCCACAUUCCCAUGGUGCAAUAUUCACAUUUGGCAAUAUUUGCUUGUAUUUGUGUUUUAAUGGCGUCUGCCUUUCAGACCCGUGUUGCUGUGUGCUUGUGACUUGUGAGUUACACAUGUUGACCUCGGUGGAUUUUGUUUGUGCCUUUUACCGGAGUGUCAUAACACCACCGCCUAUUUUUAGCAGUUCUCACUCAGCAUCUGGUCCAGGCCAAUCUCCGAGGCUAUAUCUGUCUCAGACUGUUGCUUUAUGACGACACUGAGAGGCUCUUUUGGACUGAAAGUCUGUUUGUUGGUGGCUCCUGUGACCCAGCGUGUCCAGUUUGCUUCAGGUUAUUGUAGCCGAAGGCUGGCAAUAUUUGCAUGUGCCUAAAGGUUUGCAGCAAUUUCAGAAAGAGUGCAUAUUUGAUGUCCUAUGCGAUUCAAAUGUAUUAAAAAUAAUUUUGCAGAUAA